CAAUUGAAAGUGGUCUAAAGUCCUUGACUCCUUCCCCACUCUCUCUCCUCCCAGAAAACACAGUACACGAACUGACGAACACGGCUUCAUCUCUCUCUCCUCCAUUGAAGGGGCUUUCUCUCCUCCACUGAAGCAGUCUCAAAGGGUUUGGUUUGUGGAGCGUACACGAAAUUCUCCAUUGAAGCGGCUUCUGACUUUCUGAGCUUUCUCUCCUCCAUUGAAGCAGUCUCUAAGGGAUCUGCAUUUUGACAAUAGGCAAUAUCUUUGUUUGAUUCCUAUUCCUAGUUGACAUUCAUGCUCUCCAUAUGUUGGUCCACAACAAAAACUUCAAAGAAACUCUUCUGCCAUGCUAAGGAAAUUGUCCUUUUCUCUCUUGACAAGGAUCCACUAUCAUAUUGUUGCAUCCGAAAGUUGAGUUAUGUAAAUGUGUAUAUGAAAUGGAAAAAGAAUCGCAGCUAUGACUCAAUUGAAACAAUUUACAGAAGCCCAGAAUUGAAGCCAUUGAUAUCUCUUAAAAAUAGCAUUGCCCAAGCUCCUAGUGGCUGCAUUCCAAUCUCAGAUGUAUCUAAAAGGGGUUUAGUAUUGGAUGUGCCCAUCAAAGUUGCGAAGUUUUUGAGGCGGUAUCCAUCUGUGUUUGAAGAGUUCGUGGGGCCUCAAUACAAUUUGCCAUGGUUUAGAUUGACCCCAAAAGCAAUGGAGAUUGACGUGGAAGAGAAGGCGAUUUAUGAAGAUUAUAAAUCGGAUUUGCAACUUAGGCUGAAGAAGUUGAUACUAAUGACUAGAGAGCAGAGGUUGCCAUUGAGGAUAAUUCAAGGAGUUCAGUGGUAUUUAGGUCUGCCUGAUAAUUUUCUGAAAAAUCCUGAUAUAAAUCUUGAUAGUUCUUUUAGGUUUGUGGAAAUGGAAAAUGGGGAUAGAGGAUUAGCUGUAGAGGGUGAAGAAAAGAUGAUGUCCAUUUUGCAGAAAAAUGCUGUACAGAGAGGGCUGAGCAACGGGGGAUGGAUGGAACCCAUACCAUUCCCGCUUUUUCCCUCUAGAGGUUUGAGAUUGAAGAGAAAGAUUUCGGCUUGGUUAGAUGAGUUUCAGAAGCUACCUUAUGUGUCUCCAUACGAGGACUUUUCACAUUUGAGUCCAGAUAGUGAUAUAGCAGAAAAGAGAGUUGUAGGUGUUUUGCAUGAAUUACUCUGCCUCUUUGUAGAAAAUGCUGCUCCAAGGAAAAAACUUCUGUGUCUUAAAAAGUUUCUGAGCUUGCCACAAAAGUUUCACAAGGCAUUUGAGCGACACCCACAUAUGUUUUACCUUUCCAUGAAGGCCCAUACCUGCACAGCAAUCCUGAAAGAGGCUUAUGAAGAUGAGGCUGCUAUAGAGAGGCAUCCCUUGUUUACCGUGAGAAAGAGAUACAUAGAGCUGAUGGAUGAUUCUGAUAGGAUCCUAAAACAACGGAGGUCAAAUACUCACUUUUGCCUAUUGAGAAGUUGCUGAUUCAGAGUCUGCCUCAGAUUUAAAUUCAGAAUGCAAUGUUGAAGAUUGUAUAGUAGUGGAGAAGAGCUCCUUUUAAGUACAUGUUAGCAACAACUUGCAGCAAGAUAGAGGUCUGUAUAUCUUUCAAACAUUGGCUGAUGUUACAAAAUAUUGGAAUUGUUUUAUAAUAUUAAAAUGUUGUAUAAAUUCAUACAGAGAUUAAGAAUGAAAUCUAUCCCUGAGCCCAUUCUGCUUUUCCCUACAUUCUCCAGUCCCAAGUAAGAGCUUCAUGAUACUGUCAUAUGGCUUAUGUUAUGUUCUUUUUCUACCUCUUGCUCCUUACUUUUGAUGAAUUAAACCAUGGAGGUUUUUGACUGUCAAGCUUUUAUUCACUGAGAUCAUCUGCAUCCACCUCAAGUACUUGUUCUUUAUUUAAUCUCUUAUUCGUGCAGUUUGUUUGAGUAAUUUUUAUUCUUAUUCUUGUUUGAGUGGUACCUUUUUUUUUUUUUUUUUUUUUUUUUUUUGACAAUAAAUGAAAAUUUUAAUUAGCAAGGUUAAAUUUUACAAACAAAUCCAAUACUAGAAAGAUGAUUAAAAACACCUAUAGGAUCCAUCUUCCUACCUUCUAGAAAAGGUGAAAGAAAGAAAAUCUUCAUAUGCCAGUGUCUUUCAGAGACUUCAGAAACCAAAGUAAUUUACUUCUCUAACAGAAAUUCAUUCAUUCGAUCAAUUCAUUUGCCAUUAAAAUUUUAAUUAUUCCUCACAUGAAUUGCGUUGUUCUGGCUAACACUGAGGGGUUAAGAACCGCUGAUGCUUCAGUAUGUUCAUCACCGCUGAAUACUAACUUGUGCAACUUUGGCCUCCACACAAGACCCUAUUUAUAGGAAAUGUACAGGGGCCAAAGAGGCCUUAUUUGAGUGGCUCUGAUAUUUAUAAGCAGCUAAGCACUUGUGCACCAAGUGCUUGUGCCUACUCCUCAACUUUCUUUCUGGAAAAGGAAGAAAGUGCUUGACAACAUUUUAUGUAGGUGCUUGUAAACUGCUCACAAACUUCGAGGAAUUAAAUCUCUGUGCUAAUUUGGAGAAUAUACUGCUCUUGUUUCAGGUUUGAGUUUUGAUUUGUAUGUUCUGCUCCUUUUUGAGUUCAACUGCUAGAUGAAGUUGUAAUGUUAACCCACAUUACUGACACUAUGUUUCUAAUUGCAAGGGGUUUUCUAGGUUUCAGGAGGACUAUAGGAGUGUCCUUGGGAUGUUGUUUGACGAGACUUCUUCCUACUGAAAGGCGCUUUUGAUCAGUGUGUUGCUGGUGUGAAAUAGUCUUGAUGAUUGUUGGGUGUGCAUUAGAUGGACUUUCAGGUCAAUGCUGGUGAUUGAUCUGGUAACAUAAUAUCAGAUAAUAGGUCAGUGUACAGGAAGCUAAGUGUCGUACUUGUGGAAAUCAUCAAAUUACUCUGUUGUGCAAUCUUGGUACUUCGAUUAGCUGCGCAUUCCAGCAUCCAUCAGGGUGAGGUUGUGACAUAAUAUCUGCAUAUGAUCUAUGUUCUACGACUUUUAUGCAGACUAGAAUUUUGUGCUGCCUUUUCCUGUAUACAAAUACCAUUUUAGUUGAGGAGUGAGAAGUGCAGGGAUGGUUAUUCCUCCAUCUCCCCCAGGAGUGACCUAGGUUUGACUCCUCAUCCCCCCUCCUGUGAUAGGGGGAUCCCCCCGUAUCUUUCCGUAAAAAAAAGUUAAAAUUUUAGUUUGAAUUCCUACCA
Molecule: messenger RNA, 3211 nt
Organism: Chenopodium quinoa (quinoa)
Lineage: Eukaryota; Viridiplantae; Streptophyta; Magnoliopsida; Caryophyllales; Amaranthaceae
Product: protein ROOT PRIMORDIUM DEFECTIVE 1-like
Exons: 3
Coding region: 295-1479 (394 amino acids)
Molecular function (GO): RNA binding
Source: RefSeq, a predicted model, not a curated record